AUGGUGUCCCAGACCCAGUCCCAGUGUUAUACCCCUUCCUCUUCGUCGUCUUCAUCGUCGUCUUCGUCGUCCUCGGGUUCUACGACAUCCGACACUCACACCACACUCAUCGGCGGCGGCGGACUCGUCCCAGGACUCGGUGGACUCGGCCUACCUCCACGACUCGGCAGCCGAUCGAGUUACAACAACACUAGCCGACCGUAUCCAGCUGUAUAUUAUUCAUCUCCCACUAGUUUGCCGUCUCUGGACUCUGAUAGACACCACCACCGUCACCCCGGGCACGGCUACCAGCUUCCUUCACACCCUCUUCACGACGGCCACUCGCGUGGACACCUGAGUAUGUCUGAUCAAGGAGGGCACGGAGGUAUGGAUGGGUCAGACUCCACACCACAAAGAAAAAGGAUCGCUGUUGCUUGUGGAAGGUGUAGAAAGCGAAAGAUCAGAUGCAGUGGUGACCCGGGGCAAGGGCAGCCAUGCUCGAACUGCAAGAAUGCCAAUGCCGAGCCGUGUCAAUUUCUAAGGGUGAGCUUCACUACUUUUGUCAUCACUUUCAGGUUGUCUAACAAGCGCCAGGUUCAAUCAAGAGAAGCCCCUUUCAUCCGAAGUGAGCCGGUUGGCGAUAGCCCUUUUGGCUACAAUGUUGGUGAUGCCAGACUAUACCACGCUUCCCGCGCGCCCACGUAUCAUGCCUCUCCCAGUCCGCACGCAACAGCCUACGCUUCCGACCUUUUAUCCACCACUGGGCAUCAUAUGGGACAUGGCAGCACUACCGACAUUACAGGUAUCUCAUCGUACAGAGGCAGCACUCAUGGCGGCGGCUACUCAUACGUCCCGGUCAAACCAGCGUAUUACACGGCCGCAUACAGCUCCUCGCCACACGGCCUAACGUACGGGGUCCACUCUGAUGUGGACAACUUUGGGGGUUAUGGUUUGCCGGUCCCCACCGGAGAAGCCCAUCACGAUGCCCCCAGCGGCAUCCCGGUCAUGUCCAUGCCUGGGGCCCCAGCUUGGCCAUCUAGCAGGAGCAUGAAAUCCCCGAGCGGGUACGGCAGCAUGUAUCUGGAUCCAGAAGUAACCGCAUCCCCAACCACCUACACAACCCCCCCACCAUCGGCCUACUCAGCAGUCCGGGGCCACUCAGCCGCCGGGGACGGGCCGAAUUUCUCCUUCACAAACAUGUCAGCUUCGUUGCCGUCGUCUCAGUCGGAUCGUGUGCUUCCUGUUCCUUCUUCCACCGCCGCCACCACCACCACGACCAGUCACCGCUCCUCCACCUACCCACCUCUCUCAGGGGCCAACAAACCCCCAACGGCCACAGACUCGAGCUACGACAGCUACGGCUCCUCUCGCACCGAGUCCAGCGGCCCAGAAAGUAUCUUUAGCGACUCGGAACGCGCUGCAGCGUUCUCGAACAGCCAGGGGCCAGCAGCCUUUGACAUGAGCCCGUACGGCACCAGCUCCGGGUCGACCGACGCUUCUGGCCGAAGGGACUCUGCAUACGCCGCGGCGGGGGCUGGACACGAGACUGGCGGUGGGCAUGACGGGCCGUCGCUGCCUUCCCUGUCGUCUGCGUAUGAGAGGCAUCAUGCUGCUGUUGCCACCCGGCACUAG
Molecule: messenger RNA, 1611 nt
Organism: Podospora anserina S mat+
Lineage: Eukaryota; Fungi; Ascomycota; Sordariomycetes; Sordariales; Podosporaceae
Exons: 2
Coding region: 1-1611 (536 amino acids)
Biological process (GO): regulation of DNA-templated transcription
Molecular function (GO): zinc ion binding; DNA-binding transcription factor activity, RNA polymerase II-specific
Source: RefSeq, a predicted model, not a curated record